CGAUCCUUCUCGGCCAUCAUCUCCUCCCUGCCCUAUGGCUGCUAUCACGGACCUCUCCUUUAUGUACCGCUGGUUCAAGAACUGCAAUCUUGUCCGCAACCUCUCAGACAAGUAUGUCUUCAUCACAGGCUGUGACUCGGGCUUCGGGAACGUACUGGCCAGGCAGCUGGUUGAUAGGGGUAUGCGGGUGCUGGCUGCUUGCUUCACUGAGGAGGGGGCCCAGAAGCUUCAGCAAGAUACUUCCUACCGGCUGCAGACCAUCCUACUGGAUGUCACCAAGACUGAGAGCAUCCGAGCAGUGGCCCAGUGGGUGAGGAACCAAGUAGGCGAGCAAGGCCUCUGGGCCCUAGUGAACAAUGCUGGUGUGGGCGUGCCCAGCGGUCCCAAUGAAUGGCUGACCAAGGAAGACUUCGUGAAGGUGAUCAAUGUGAACCUGGUGGGACUGAUCGAAGUGACUCUCCAUAUGCUGCCCAUGGUCAAGAAAGCCCGCGGUAGGGUUGUCAACAUGUCCAGCUCUGGUGGUCGUGUAGCUGCCAUUGGUGGUGGUUACUGUGUCUCCAAGUUUGGUGUCGAGGCCUUCUCUGACAGCAUCAGGCGUGAGCUCUACUACUUUGGGGUGAAAGUCAGCAUCAUUGAGCCGGGGAACUAUCGGACAUCCAUUCUGGGCAAGGAGGGCAUAGAGACCCGCAUGCAGAAGCUGUGGGAGCGGCUGCCUCAGGAGACCCGGGAUAGCUAUGGAGAGGAGUACUUUUGCAUCUAUACUGAAAAGUUAAAAAACAUGAUGCAGUUGGCAGAGCCAAGGAUCAGAGAUGUCAUCAACAGCAUGGAGCAUGCUAUCGUUUCCCGGAGCCCUCGUAUCCGCUACAAUCCUGGCUUGGAUGCCAAACUCCUCUACCUCCCUUUGGCUAAGUUGCCCACCCCUGUGACAGAUUUCAUCCUGAGCCGGUACCUUCCAAGGCCAGCAGAUAGUGUCUGAGCUGGGGAAGCCCAAGGCGUGACCAGUGGAGUAUAGAGGAGGGGACUGGGAGAAGGGACUGUGAAGUCACAAGAAGUGGCAUCGAAUAUUCUGGGGCACUUUGCUUGGCUGAUAUUCACUGCUAGCGAAUUUCUGGAUAACUUCUAACAGAAGAUAAGCACUUCUUGUCACUCACUGGGACCCCACAGAAACCUGAGGUGGCCUUUGCAUUUUCAAAGACCUGCAACAUGGCCCUAAGAACAUCUGCCGCUCAGUCAGGAUGUGGCUUUUUCUGGAUCUAGACAAGUCAAAGAGAGGAAAACUAACUCCUGUUGAAUCAUGAGCCUCCCUCAGUUAUCACUGCCACUGGGAAAUAUUGUAGCAUAAUCUAUCCUAUAGGAGAAUCUCAACCACUUUCCUAUUGGGUCUCUUAAUAUUCAUUAACUUCAUUCACAUAACCCAGUAUUUGAAGUAUGUAGUAGGGCAGACAGGGAGUACAAGAUUA
Pteropus alecto (black flying fox) is the source of this 1460-nucleotide messenger RNA. Its product is annotated as short-chain dehydrogenase/reductase family 9C member 7. The transcript has 4 exons. Bases 35 to 976 code for a protein of 313 amino acids. Gene Ontology annotation, molecular function: oxidoreductase activity. The record is from RefSeq and is a predicted model, not a curated record. Lineage: Eukaryota; Metazoa; Chordata; Mammalia; Chiroptera; Pteropodidae.